GUCGUUUGCUCUGAUCGCCCCAAGCGCACACGCAUCUCGUCGCUGCUGCUGCUGCUGCUGUUGUUGCUGCUGCUACGCCUCAGUCGAAGUACUCUUGAACCGCCAGGCCUGAAGCCGAGGCACGUGACCGACUCCCAAGAGCCCGUCCACGGCUCGACUCUCCAAUUGACAGAUCGACGUUCAACACAAAAAGCGUCAAAAGGAGCUUUUUGCAACACCAACAACCUCCUGCACAACCACUACCGCACAGUCCACGGCAACCACCUCGCCCCCGUCCCCCUUCCUCGCAUAGCGACCGGCAUAGAUCUCUCGCUCGAUUGCGUCUCUUGCUUCGGCCGACAGGCGUCCACAUUUCUCACCGACUCUUCCCUUCGCCCCCCAACCAACCACACGACUCUAACGACCGUCUACGACCGCGACACAACAUCGCAAACAUGGGUCUCACGUUCUCGAAGCUAUUCGACAGACUAUGGGGCAAGAAGGAGAUGCGCAUCUUGAUGGUUGGCUUGGACGCCGCCGGAAAGACGACCAUCCUGUACAAGCUCAAGCUGGGUGAAAUUGUCACCACCAUCCCCACGAUCGGCUUCAACGUCGAAACUGUCGAGUACAAGAACAUCCAAUUCACCGUCUGGGACGUCGGUGGACAGGACAAGAUCCGACCUCUGUGGAGGCAUUACUUCCAAAACACCCAGGGUAUCAUCUUCGUCGUCGACAGCAACGAUCGCGACCGUAUCGUCGAGGCCCGCGAGGAGCUGCAGCGCAUGCUGAACGAGGAUGAGCUUCGUGACGCUCUUCUUCUGGUCUUUGCUAACAAGCAGGAUCUGCCGAAUGCCAUGAACGCCGCCGAAGUCACCGAUAAGCUUGGUCUCCACUCGCUCCGACAACGUGCCUGGUACAUCCAAUCCACUUGCGCUACCACUGGUGACGGUCUCUACGAAGGUCUUGAGUGGCUCGCGAACGCCCUCAAGAAGGCCGGCCAUUCGUAAAUGCGUCAACGAAGUGUCCCACCCUUUUUUACGACGACCGCCCCUCCGUCCCAAUCCACCAUAUCCUCCAAUUUGAAACUCCCAAUUAGAACCGUCCUUCCGAAAUGACUCGCAAAGAGUACCUUAUCCAUUAAAACCGCCAUGACAAUGCCUCCAACGGGUUUGCGAAAGCUUUGUGCAAAGAUUUAAGCGGGCACAGGGAGGUGCAAAGUGUGUGUUUUGUGGGUGUCGCUUUUUGAAACAUACAUUUUGAAAGGGCUUACAAACACCGGCGUUGGACUUUUGUCUGCUUAGCCAUUUGAACUCUGAAAUGCUACUCAUUGGUUGACUUUG
Molecule: messenger RNA, 1319 nt
Organism: Verruconis gallopava
Lineage: Eukaryota; Fungi; Ascomycota; Dothideomycetes; Venturiales; Sympoventuriaceae
Product: ADP-ribosylation factor
Exons: 6
Coding region: 435-986 (183 amino acids)
Biological process (GO): intracellular protein transport; vesicle-mediated transport
Cellular component (GO): plasma membrane; cytoplasm
Molecular function (GO): GTPase activity; GTP binding
Source: RefSeq, a predicted model, not a curated record